AAUGUGACGCUGUCAUCUUUUGCAGGUAUGUAUCAGGGUAUAAAAAUAGGUUCCAGAAUUUUAUAAGAUAUUUACGUGAAAUGGGUGAUGAGGUAAUGGUUGUGACAACUCAUGAAGGGGUACCUGAGGAGUUCUAUGGAGCAAAAUUGAUUGGAUCACGAAGCUUUCCUUGCCCUUGGUAUCAGAAAGUGCCGCUUUCCUUAGCACUUAGCCCAAGAAUAAUUUCAGAGGUUGCACGGUUUAAGCCUGACAUAAUACAUGCAUCAUCACCUGGGAUAAUGGUUUUCGGUGCUCUUGCCAUUGCUAAGCUACUAUGUGUGCCCAUAGUGAUGUCUUACCACACCCAUGUACCAGUGUAUAUACCCAGAUACACGUUCAGCUGGCUGGUAAAACCUAUGUGGAUGAUCAUAAAAUUUCUCCACAGAGCAGCUGAUCUUACCCUGGUACCAUCAGCUGCCAUUGGGAGGGAUCUCCAAGCAGCUAGGGUGACGGCAGCCAACAGGAUUCGUCUUUGGAAUAAAGGUGUAGAUUCUGAAAGCUUCCACCCUCGUUACCGCUCUCAUGAAAUGCGAGUAAGACUGAGCAAUGGUGAGCCAGAGAAACCAUUGAUAGUCCAUGUUGGACGCCUUGGAGUUGAGAAGAGUUUGGAUUUCCUCAAAAGGGUGAUGGACAGACUUCCUGAUGCAAGAAUUGCUUUUAUAGGAGAUGGCCCAUACAGAGAGGAGCUAGAAGAAAUGUUCUCCGGCAUGCCUGCUGUCUUUACUGGAAUGUUACAAGGUGAAGAGCUAUCUCAGGCUUAUGCAAGUGGGGAUGUUUUUGUGAUGCCUUCAGAAUCCGAGACACUUGGACUUGUUGUCUUGGAGGCCAUGUCUUCAGGAAUCCCUGUGGUUGGAGCUCGUGCUGGAGGAAUCCCGGAUAUCAUUCCUGCAGACGAGGAGGGGAAAACUGGCUUCCUCUUUAGCCCUGGCGACCUUGAUGACUGCUUGAGCAAACUGGAACCUCUGUUAUACAACCAGGAACUGAGAGAAACCAUUGGCAAAGCCGCACGUGAAGAAAUGGAGAAGUAUGACUGGAGAGCAGCCACUAAGAAAAUCCGCAACGAACAAUACAAUGCAGCAAUUUGGUUCUGGAGGAAGAAGAGAGCUCAGCUGUUAAGACCCCUGCAAUGGCUGGCGAAACGUAUUUUCCCAUCACCAGAAGUGAACUACAGAUGAUGCAAUAUUAUAUUCAGACAAUUUGUGCCUUUCGGUAGGGGGAUGUAAAGCUUUGCUUUGGGCUUCAAAGAGGCUCUUCCGUGGUUUGUCUGUCUCUACGAUUGAUUUUGUUGGAUAAUUGAUUUGUUGUUGUGGACAUGAAUUGAUUGGGAUGUUAGUUCAGGUGAAACUAUGAAUGCUUCGAGUUGUCAACCAUUGGAUCUGUUUGUAAACAGAAAAUGGAGAGAUAAAUUGAUCGAUUUAUU
Rubroshorea leprosula is the source of this 1459-nucleotide messenger RNA. The record is from the annotation of a GenBank genome assembly. Lineage: Eukaryota; Viridiplantae; Streptophyta; Magnoliopsida; Malvales; Dipterocarpaceae.